AUGAAACUAGUACCCAUCAACUCCUGCGACUUCUCUCCUGAAACGUACAAUUUUGAUAACAUUUCCGACGAUUUUGACCUGACCGAAUUCGACCGAGACCUGAAGAUGGACGAGGAACUUGGAAUGUUUGCUAUGAUCCACGAUGCUCAAUCGCGAACCAAGGACGCUAGUGGUCUUCAACUGCUCGCGAGCCCGUGGUCCCCGCCGUACUGGAUGAAGACAGACAAUCACGAGAUGAUAGGCAGCGAAAUGCCGUGCUUGAAGGGGGAUCAGCGCUACCACAGAGCUUGGGCAGAAUACCGCUCUCUAUGGUUUCAAGGGUAUGCGAAGCAAGGCAUCAACUUCACCUACCACACUGUUCAGAAUGAACCUGCGAACUAUAUCAACGUAUGGUGGGAACAGUGUUUCUUCGAUGCUCAAGGGGAAGCCGACUUCAUUGCUAACCACCUGGGGCCUGUGAUGGAGAGAGAUGGUCACAACAUUAGUCUGCUAUUUUAUGACUAUAACAAGGGUGGUAUGAACAACUGGGCGAAUGUGGUAUUGUCCAACCCUAAUGCAGCUAAAUACAUUUCUGGUAUAGCUCUACACUGGUAUGAUGGUUACUUCUUCGAUAAUGUGCGUACCUUCCAGGAGAAGUACGGGUCUCAGUACUACCAGCUGGCGACCGAAGGAUGCAGCUGUGAUGGGAUUCUGGAUCAGGAGUACGAUACCGAAUGGAAGAGGGCGAUGAGAUAUGUUGAAGACAUUCUGGGGGAUCUGAACGCUGGAGUGGUGGGCUGGAUGGACUGGUCCAUACUUCUCAAUAUUGUUGAGAACGGCGCUGGCGGACCGAACCACUCGAGGUUGAAAAAUUGGUGCUACACCCACAUUCACGUCACCAACAACAGUGAUCUACUUGUUUAUCGGUCGUAUUACACCUUCUCUCAUAUAUCGCGGUUUGUGGUCCCUGGCUCGCGGCGGAUCGGAAUAACUAUGGACAGCAGCGGGGAUGGUCUGGUGUGUUCGGCUUUCGUCACUCCAGAUGAGUCCAAUAUCAUACUCGUGGUGAGUGUUCUGUCCACUGGGGUUGGCAACUGGGAUCUGUCGUCGAAUAUGCGGCCAUAG
Molecule: messenger RNA, 1104 nt
Organism: Perkinsus marinus ATCC 50983
Lineage: Eukaryota; Perkinsozoa; Perkinsida; Perkinsidae
Product: Glucosylceramidase precursor, putative
Exons: 12
Coding region: 1-1104 (367 amino acids)
Biological process (GO): glucosylceramide catabolic process
Molecular function (GO): glucosylceramidase activity
Source: RefSeq, a predicted model, not a curated record